Messenger RNA from Tachyglossus aculeatus (Australian echidna), 3266 nucleotides. It is a transcript of the gene SESTD1, whose product is annotated as SEC14 and spectrin domain containing 1. Lineage: Eukaryota; Metazoa; Chordata; Mammalia; Monotremata; Tachyglossidae. The coding region runs from base 96 to 2186 and encodes 696 amino acids. The transcript has 18 exons. The record is from RefSeq and is a predicted model, not a curated record.
GGGUCAGUGGGCCGAGGCCGCCGCCCGGGCCUGCCUGCGCCGGGACAGGCACCGACCCAACGACCACCAGAACUUUGAAAUUCACUUGAAGUAGAAUGGAGGCGACAAUAAUAUUACCAAUUCUGAAGAAAAAGCUAGCUUUCCUUUCAGGAGGAAAGGAUCGACGAAGUGGCCUCAUUUUGACAAUUCCAUUAUGCCUCGAUCAGACAAAUAUGGAGGAACUGAGCGUCACUCUAGACUAUCUGCUCAGCAUUCCCAGUGAAAAAUGCAAGGCAAGAGGAUUUACUGUGAUAGUAGAUGGCAGAAAAUCACAGUGGAAUGUGGUGAAGACAGUUGUAUUAAUGUUACAGAAUGUGGUUCCAGCUGAAGUGUCCCUUGUUUGUGUAGUAAAGCCGGAUGAAUUCUGGGACAAGAAAGUUACACAUUUCUGCUUUUGGAAAGAGAAAGAUCGACUUGGCUUUGAGGUCAUUUUAGUGUCUGCCAACAAAUUGACGCGCUACAUAGAGCCUUGUCAGUUGACAGAAGAUUUUGGUGGAAGUCUUACCUACGAUCACAUGGACUGGUUAAACAAGAGAUUGGUCUUUGAGAAGUUUACAAAGGAAUCAACAUCUUUGCUAGAUGAGUUGGCGCUAAUUAAUAAUGGAAGUGAUAAAGGGAAUCAACAGGAGAAAGAAAGGUCUAUGGAUUUAAACUUCCUUCCAUCAGUGGAUCCCGAAACAGUUUUACAAACAGGUCAUGAACUGUUGUCCGAAUUACAGCAACGGCGAUUCAAUGGCUCGGAUGGAGGGAUGUCCUGGUCUCCCAUGGAUGAUGAGCUGCUUGCGCAGCCGCAAGUAAUGAAGUUGUUAGAUUCUCUCCGAGAGCAGUACACGCGAUACCAGGAAGUCUGUAGACAACGUAGCAAGCGCACACAACUAGAGGAAAUUCAACAGAAGGUAAUGCAGGUUGUAAAUUGGCUGGAAGGACCAGGAUCAGAACAACUAAGAACCCAGUGGGGGAUAGGAGAUUCAAUCAGGGCAUCGCAAGCUUUGCAACAGAAACAUGAAGAGAUUGAAAGUCAACACAGUGAAUGGUUUGCGGUAUACGUGGAGCUCAAUCAGCAGAUUGCAGCCCUUCUGAACGCCGGGGACGAGGAGGACCUUGUCGAAUUGAAGUCACUGCAGCAACAACUCAGCGAUGUGUGUUACCGGCAAGCCAGUCAGCUGGAAUUCCGGCAAAAUCUCUUACAGGCAGCUCUCGAGUUCCACGGGGUCGCCCAAGAUUUGUCUCAGCAGUUGGAUGGCUUAUUAGGGAUGUUGUGCGUAGACGUAGCCCCAGCUGAUGGAGCAUCGAUUCAGCAAACUUUAAAACUGCUGGAAGAGAAGCUGAAAAGUGUCGAUAUAGGUUUGCAAGGUUUGCGGGAAAAGGGUCAAAGUCUUUUGGAUCAGAUUUCUAACCAAGCGUCCUGGGCAUAUGGAAAAGAUGUAACCAUUGAAAACAAAGAAAAUGUGGACCACAUUCAAGGAGUGAUGGAAGAUAUGCAACUUAGAAAACAAAGGUGUGAAGAUAUGGUAGAUGUGCGCAGGUUAAAAAUGCUGCAGAUGGUUCAGCUAUUUAAAUGUGAAGAAGAUGCGGCCCAGGCAGUGGAAUGGCUGAGUGAACUUCUGGAUGCACUACUUAAGACUCACAUCAGACUAGGAGAUGAUGCUCAGGAAACCAAAGUCUUAUUGGAAAAGCAUCGAAAAUUUGUUGAUGUUGCACAGAGCACUUAUGACUAUGGGAGACAAUUGCUUCAGGCUACAGUUGUGUUAUGCCAGUCUCUGCGAUGCACCUCUCGGUCCUCAGGCGACACACUUCCGAGGCUGAACAGGGUGUGGAAGCAGUUUACAAUUGCGUCUGAAGAGAGGGUACAUAGGUUGGAAAUGACUAUUGCAUUCCAUUCAACCGCGGAAAAGAUUUUGCAAGAAUGUCCAGAACAGCCUGAAGCUAUUAAUGAUGAGGAGCAAUUUGAUGAAAUUGAAGCAGUUGGGAAAUCGCUACUGGACAGAUUAACUAUACCCGUAGUUUAUCCUGAUGGAAAUGAACAGUAUUUUGGGAGUCCAAGCGACAUGGCUUCUACAGCAGAACAUAUCAGAGAGAGGAUGAAACUAGUUAGCCUGAAAAGACAACAACUCAGACAACCAGAAGCUGCGUCCAUAGACAGCUAAUAGAUCGGACCUUUCUCAUAGCUGACAAGACUCCCGAGUGUUAUCACCCAGCAUGUCGGCGGCAUACUACAGCAUUUGACGGUCUACAUUAAAGUACAUUUCACAGCCAAUAUAAGCCUCAUUCCUUCCCCGUAGACAUUACUCUCUCUGUGUUAACGCUCUGCAUCUAUCCAGGCAUAAUUCUUCGAUAUGCUAUGAAACCAUAGACUCCAAAUGCCAUACCGAAAGGAACUAUAAACGUUGCACUGAAAAUUCGCUCUCAAGCUUUACUGGAUCUGUCAGUUCCUUAAUGACCAGCUGGCAUAAGCGUUGAAUGGUGCUAAUAAAAGUGUAGAAGUUCCCUAUACAUAUAUAUAAUAUAUAUAAUAGUUUUUCCCCCUAUCUUUCCCCAGGUGAUGUAGUACCUUUAGGCAGUAGGUUUAAACCCCCUCCCCCACCGACUGUAUACUGUGGCAUCCAUCUCAUGUUAAUUUGUGAUUUUUCAGGCUCGAUUAUUUCAAUCCUGUCAAUAUGCAGCCAACCCAUAAGAUCUUUGAUCAAUCAUAUCCAUUAAAGCCAUUUUCCUAUCUGUAUUAAUAAUGUGUUAAAAGCCACUGUGCAUAAUAAAAAACAUGUUUUUAAACUCUUAUUUAAAUUUGCCAUUUUACACUCUCUCCCAGUGUCUGAUUUUGAAGGGACAUAGUCUGGAUUGGAUUUUUCUUUAGGUGGACAUCUGUUUAUUAGUUGAACCACGGUAUUUUCUCUGUGCAUGUAUUAUAGCCAAGAAAACAGUUAAGUAACCGUGCAUGUGAUAAACCAAAAUGUGUUUGUGAUGGAAAAAUGCUAAUGGAGAACCAAUUCUGCUGCAGAGCCCUAAGGAUUUUGUGUGAGUAGAAUACUGUGCUUGGGGUGGAAGGCGGGCUGUAAUGAUAAAAAUGUAUCAUUCUUGUUACUUUAAAAAAGACAGUUAUAUUUGCUUUUUUCAGUUGAUAUGUCCCAAAUCAUUGUUUCUAUUUAUUCCUAUUGAAAAUACUUGGAAAAAACAUUUUUUAAUGAUUUGAUUUGAAUUUUCCUUAUAAAUAUAAUUCUUCUGGAACUAAA